Messenger RNA from Epinephelus fuscoguttatus (brown-marbled grouper), 1685 nucleotides. Its product is annotated as major histocompatibility complex class I-related gene protein-like. The coding region runs from base 122 to 1207 and encodes 361 amino acids. The transcript has 8 exons. Gene Ontology annotation, cellular component: external side of plasma membrane. Gene Ontology annotation, biological process: immune response. NCBI's taxonomy places the organism in Eukaryota, Metazoa, Chordata, Actinopteri, Perciformes, Serranidae. The record is from RefSeq and is a predicted model, not a curated record.
ACCAUCCAUUCAUCUCUUUUCAGAACAGGGACAUUCCCGCCUCCUAAUCAAGGAAAAAACACAGAAAAUUAAACAGCUGAAGCAGCUCAGUCCUUUACCCACAGGUCUUUAUAAAAACAAGAUGAAGUUACUUUUGUUGUUUCUCUUCUGUCAUGUUUCAUCUCCAGUGAAACACUCCCUGGAGUACUUGUUAACUACGUCUUCUGGAGUUCCAGACUUCCCAGACUUUGUGGGUACUGCAGUGGUUGAUGACAUUUUGGUGGCAAACUGCAACACCAAUGAAAAGAUAAUAGAACCGAAACAGGACUGGAUGAAAAAAAUCUUUCAACAUUUUCCUGAGUACAUGGAGGAGUACACUCAAAUGUGUCUUGUGAAUCUGCCAUACGGGUUUAAAACUACGAUCUUCCGUUUGAAGCAGGACUUGAACCAAACUGGAGGUAUUCACACCUUGCAGGAGAGGAUAGGCUGUGAGUGGGACGAUGAGACUGGAGAGGUUAAUGGUUUUAAUCAGUAUGGUUAUGAUGGAGAAGACUUAAUGUCAUUCGACCUGAAGACACUGACAUGGAUUGCUGCGAAACCACAGGCUGUCAUCACUAAAAUUACAUGGGAUGCCUCCAGAUAUGUAGUUUUAGAUGUGGAUGGGAUUUAUGUCACUCAGAUAUGCCCAUUUUUUCUGAAGGUAUAUGUAUCCUAUGGCAACAGCGUUCUGCUGAGAACAGACCUUCCCUCAGUGUCUCUCCUCCAGAAGUCUCCCUCCUCUCUAGUCAGCUGCCACGCUACAGGUUUCUACCCUGACAGAGCCAUGAUGUUCUGGAGGAAAGAUGGAGAGGAGAUUCAUGAGGACGUGGACAUCGGAGAGAUCCUCCCCAACCAUGAUGGAUCCUUCCAGAUGAGUGUUGACCUGAACCUUUCAUCAGUCCCACCUGAAGACUGGAGGAGCUACGACUGUGUGUUUCAUCUCUCUGGUGUGAAAGAUGACAUCAUCACCAAACUGGACAAAGCAGUGAUCAGGACCAACUUGGUUUCUCCCUCACAGUUUCCUGCUGGUCCUGUUAUUGGAGUUGUUGUAGGACUGCUGCUGCUGCUGGCACUCUGCAUCACUGGACUCUUCCUCUGGAGAAGGAACCAUCAUGGAUUCAGACCUGCAAACAACUCUUCAUCUCAGUUGGACAACACUUUAGCCCUAACUGAUGACAACUCCCAGUGAAAAGGGGAGGACUCCAAUGAAGUUACUGUGGCUGUGAAGUGUCUGCAGACUCUCUCUGAAACAUUUAUUAGUCUUGGGCCUUAUCUGGUUUAUAUCAUUAGGGACCAGGCCGUUAUCUGUCUUUGAUGGUGAUCAGUAAGAAGUCCAGCCCUUUAGUUGUCACAUCAUGGACUUCUGUUUGAUGCUUCCACUCUUGAAACACACUAAUGAAGACCGUGCAGUGAACCCCACCUGUAAACUCUUAGUAUUCUCCUAAUUCUCAGUGCUUGCAUAUUAAUCAAAGAAUGUCUUAGACCCAACACACGUAUCACUGAACUGUAUGUACAAUGUAGAACUGCUGGGAUAUGUGUACACACAUAUAUCUUUAUAUUCUCUCAGAUAAUGUUACAUUUUGUGUCGCUAUUGUUUUUGGUGUUUUCUGUGUGUGUGUGUGUGUGUGUGUGUCUUGCAUCCCUCUUGUUAAUACAGACAUGAUUCA